CGUAGAAGGAGCGACGCAUAACAGUCGUCUCCAUUCUUUCAUUUCGUGGAUUUUUGGUCGGAAUAGCGUAGAGGAAGAAGAAGAAGAAGGUCCAUCCAUGGCGUCUCGAGCCAUUCUCCGUGACCAACCACCCAGAGGGGAAGGAGUGAAGCAGAAGAAUGUUGCAGGAGAUGGCAGAAACAGAAAGGUUCUCAGAGACAUUGGGAAUCUGAGAAAUGCUCCACUUGAUCAGAUUGGCCGCCCCAUCACUAGAGGAUUUUGUGCUCAAGACAAAAUCAAGAAGCCAGUGGUGGCAGCACAGAAGAAAGAAGCUGCUGUGAAACCAUCCCCUGCAAGAUCAGUGAUUGUCAUAAGCUCUGAUGAAGAAGAUGAAGUAGAAAUCUUGAGUGGAAAGAACAAGAAGAAGACUGGAAAGACUUUCUCCUCUACUCUCACUGCAAGAAGCAAGGCUGCCUGUGGAAUCACCAAGAAACAACAGAAUGAACAAAUCCUGGAGAUUGAUGCAGCAGAUUCUGGCAAUGAAUUGGCCGUGCUUGACUACGUUGAAGAUAUCUACAAAUUCUACAAGCUCUCAGAGGAUGAAGGUCGAGUGGGAGAUUACAUGGCGGCGCAACCAGAGAUCAACGCGAAGAUGAGAGCUAUUCUUGUGGAUUGGCUGGUGGAAGUUCACCGGAAGUUCGAGCUCAUGCCGGAAACUUUCUACCUUACGGUUAACCUAAUUGAUCGAUUUCUUUCGAUGAAGACGGUUCCCAGGAAGGAGCUUCAGCUGGUAGGGAUAAGCGCGAUGCUGAUCGCGUGCAAGUAUGAGGAAAUCUGGGCGCCGGAGGUGAACGAUUUCAUCAUGAUUUCCGAUAACGCGUAUGUUAGGGCUCAGGUUUUGGCCAUGGAGAAGACGAUUCUCGGGAAGCUGGAAUGGUACUUGACGGUUCCGACGCCGUACGUUUUCCUGGUGCGGUACAUCAAGGCGGCAGCCGCCGCUGCCGCCGCCUGCGGCGGCGGCGCGGAUGAUGGAAAGGAGAUGGAGAACAUGAGCUUUUUCCUGGCGGAGCUCGGAGUGAUGAACUACUCAGCCGCGGUUGUUUACGGGCCGUCGAAGCUGGCGGCCUCCGCCGUGUACGUUGCGCGGUGCACGAUCAACGCCGCCGCAGCUCCGCGGUGGACUGAGACGCUCCGGCACCACACGGGGUUUUCCGAGGAGGAGAUCGCGGAUUGCGCGAAGAUGCUGGUUGGCUUCCAUUCCGGCGCGGCGGAGAAUAAGCUGAAGGCCGUUUACAGGAAAUUCUCCAGCCCGGAAAGAGGCGCCGUCGCCCUCUUCCCCCCGGCGGCAGCGCUUCUACCACCGCCUACCGCCGCCGCCGCCAUAACUUGUUGAAUUCCUGGUUCAAAUACUACGCGCCAUGGGAGGGAUCAAUGCUUGAAUGAUCUAUGUUAUGUUAGAAUAUUAAUUUCAAGGAUUUAGUAGUAAAGACAUUGUUCUCAAAAAAAAAAAAAAAAAAGUAAAGACAUUAGUUAUGUUCUUUGUUUUGUUAAUAUGUUUGGUUUUUCUCUUUGCCCAUGCUAUGUAAGCAUAUGGAUUAUCUUCAA
Messenger RNA from Ipomoea triloba (trilobed morning glory), 1584 nucleotides. Its product is annotated as G2/mitotic-specific cyclin S13-7-like. The coding region runs from base 98 to 1372 and encodes 424 amino acids. The record is from RefSeq and is a predicted model, not a curated record. The transcript has 4 exons. Lineage: Eukaryota; Viridiplantae; Streptophyta; Magnoliopsida; Solanales; Convolvulaceae. Gene Ontology annotation, biological process: regulation of cyclin-dependent protein serine/threonine kinase activity; mitotic cell cycle phase transition. Gene Ontology annotation, cellular component: cyclin-dependent protein kinase holoenzyme complex; centrosome; nucleus. Gene Ontology annotation, molecular function: cyclin-dependent protein serine/threonine kinase regulator activity.